Symbiodinium sp. CCMP2592 is the source of this 414-nucleotide messenger RNA. The record is from the annotation of a GenBank genome assembly. NCBI's taxonomy places the organism in Eukaryota, Dinophyceae, Suessiales, Symbiodiniaceae.
AUGCUGCUUGAUUUGGUUGAGGACCUCGGCGAAAGCAUUGUCACUGAAAUUGGGAGAUCGGACGGCAUCGUCCGUGAAGUCUUCCACCAGAAAGCACUGCUCAGGUUUCAGAAGUUUGAACUUGCUUUCGUUGCCGGCCACGAAAAGAACGGCGUUGCGGUUCCGUCCGGCCUUGACCGCCACAUCGGGGCUGAAGACAUGUUUUCGGUCGCGUGUAUUCUUAUACACGGAACUGCUUCCAACAUCUGCUUCGCAAUCUUCUUGAGUGAAGCACCAAAAGAAGCGCUCGCGACCUCGACAGAAGUGCUUCAGCUUGUGAAACUGAAUGGGCCCUCCCUGCCAACAUCAUCGGACUUCUCGCCCCUUGACGGACAACUCAACCUCUUGUAUUGGUCUUCGUCCAGUGCGCGAUGA